This is a messenger RNA of Octopus sinensis (East Asian common octopus), 7424 nucleotides long. RefSeq lists its product as uncharacterized. The record is from RefSeq and is a predicted model, not a curated record. Gene Ontology annotation, biological process: regulation of RNA splicing. Gene Ontology annotation, molecular function: RNA binding. Bases 1344 to 5786 code for a protein of 1480 amino acids. Lineage: Eukaryota; Metazoa; Mollusca; Cephalopoda; Octopoda; Octopodidae. The transcript is spliced from 4 exons. Gene Ontology annotation, cellular component: ribonucleoprotein complex; nucleoplasm.
CGGAACUCUAACGUGUUAGCCGUAAUCUGCAUUAGUCUUAAACGAAGCUGAUGAUUAGUGCAGAACGUAAUUUUUUUAAAAGCUUUAUUUCAACUUUAAACUGGACUACAUGUAAGAACUGCCAUUCAAGUAAUUUCUUUUGAGAUCGCUUUAUUUAUCAUAAGAUAACCUUUUCACUAGCUGGAAUUCUGCCACUGUUCAGUUAAUAUUCAGACAAGUUGAAACAUAGAAAUCUGAAGAACCUGGACAUUCAGCCAUAAAUGCCAUCAGUACCAGAGGAAUUAUUUACCUAAAUGUAAAAUUUUGUAGGGAGAACAAGUGGGAAUAAACCUUUUUUUUUUUUUGUUUUUAAUUUCCAAAAUUACCAAGAAUAAAUGGAAUUUGUUUUCAGAAUCUUUAGAUUAUAUGGUGUAUACUUUGCUUUGUAAUGUAUACCCAUAACGAGCAGUAUAUUUCAUAAAUAAACAUGUCCUGGAAAUUAGGUUAAAAUAUGCUGUGCUUUCAUUUAACUACAGAAAUUUUUUUUUUCUAAUUUUCAUGUUGAAGACAAAGAGCAAUAGAAAUUAUUUUUAAUAAAAAAAAAAGCACAACAGUUAGCUCUUAGAAUGGUUUUUAAUUUGCUAGUUGUUUUACCAUAAGACAAAUAGGGUAUAAGAAUAUUGCUUAAUUAUUCACAUACCAUUCAUCUUGAUUUUAAAACUUUUCACUGUACUUCAAAGCAAAGCCACUUUUGCUUUCCAGUACAGUGGAAUGAUUUCAAUUUUUCAUUCUGCAUUUCAGUGAAAAAUGUUAUCAGGGUGUAAUAGGUUUGAGAAUUUACAUUUCCUCUGAGGUAGUUUUAGAAUGGAUAUUUUCUGUGCAGUAAUGAAAAAAAAGCAGACUAGUGUUAGAUUAUAGGAAAUGUAUUUGAAGAUGUCGAACUACAUAUAUAAAGUUCUUCAUUCAAAUACCACUGGUAAAUAACUUUUAUCAGUAAUGAAAUCAUGUCGGGUGGACAGUUUUGGAAAACGCUCGAAACAUUCAACUCAGUAAAUACUAUCAGUUCAUGAUGCAUACAUUUACAUUUGUAUAUACUUAGAUUAUACCCAUUCCCUUCAGAAUUUUAAUGCCAACUCUUAGCUCAUCAAUGGACAUGAUAAAUUUUGAAUAUCAGUUUUCGACGAAGAGAAAGAUGUACAAGUUGGUCAUUUCAGAGUUUGAUAUUGAGGAAAGAACUCAGUAUUUACAGAGGAGAAAAAAAAAAGAGAGAGACAUCAAAUAUGAAAAUGGGGAAACUUCAUUGUUUAUGAAAUUUCCUUAGUUUGAACAAGGCAAGAUCAUAAAUAUUAUUUUGGAACAAAUAUAUGAACUGUAAUUCUUUUGAGAUUUUUGAAAGAAACAGAGGUCUAACAGAAUUGAAAAUGUCUGUAAUCAUUCGAUUGCAAGGCCUUCCAUGGUCUGCUAGUGCCAUGGACAUUCGGCAGUAUUUCCAAGGAUUAAGUAUCCCUGAUGGAGGUGUACAUAUUGUCGGUGGAGAAAGAGGUGACGCUUUUAUUGCAUUUGGGUCUGAUGAAGAUGCGCGGCAAGCUAUGUUACGCACAAACGGUCAAAUCAAUGGAAACACUGUACAGCUAUUGCUCAGUAGCAAAACCGAAAUGCAGAGUGUGAUUGCUUUAGCCAGAGAAGCUGUGCCUACCCAAGCUUUCAGCAAACCUGCUCCUGCUGCACCCCCAUCAACAGGACCACCAACUGGUCCUCCUCCUGGACCCUUAAAUGAUCAUAUACGUUCAUUAGGACCACAAAAUCAUACAAAUUUUAUUCCAGAUAGAAGUGUUCCUCCACCAAGAAACAUGGAUUAUCCCAAUAGGAAUUUUCCUUCAGUCCCUACAGAUAUUCGAAGUAAUAUACCACCACCAACAACAAACACUGUCCCUGGAUUACCACCAAUGCCUGGACUGCCUCCUGAUCCUAAAUUUGGACCAAAUCUGAUGAAUCCAAAUAAUCGAGAUCCAUACUUUGUAUCACAAGAGCCAGAUAAUAACAUUAACAGGCCGCCAAUGGAUUUCCGCCCCCCAGAAGCACCAAAUGAUUUUGCUGUUAAUCGUCGGCCCAAUUUUCCACCAAACCAAGAUCCUAGAAUGGAACAUGGUGCAAAUGAUCAAAGGCACUUUGGAACUGCAAAUGUAAAUGCACCUCCUGGAGGAUUUAUGAAUGUGAGAGAUGCACAUUUAAAUUUACCCAAUUACCCUGUCCCACAACCCAACAGAAAUAUCCAGAUCCCAAAUCCUCCAUUGCAGCCUCCUGAUAUAAUGCCACUGGGUAAACCUCCUGGGCCAGAAGUGCUGCCUCCUUAUCAUACAGAACGUAAAAAUGAAUUUGAGACCAAUCAGAAUAAUAUGAGGCCUAAUAUUCCAGUUCAUCAUAUGCCUCCUGCAAAUAUUAACAGACCAGACCAAAACAGACCUGAGUUUCAACCGCAUGGUCCUCCACGACUUGAUAUAGUCCCACCAGUGGCAAGAGGAGAUAUGUUAAAUCAGCUUAAUCAGCCUCGUACAAAUGACUCAACUAACACUAAUCCAGAUCCGGCUCACCCAAUGAACUACAUGAGAAACGAACCUUCAAGGCCUGAUAUGGUGAGACAUGAUCAAGGACGUUCUGACCUUGUGCACCUUGAAGCCAACAUGGGAAGACUAGAACCAAACAGAGGUGAUGCAGGGCGUCGAGAUCCUCCAAAACUUGAUGUUGGGCGCCAUGAUUCUGGUAGACCAGAUUCAGGAAGAAGUUAUGGUGGAAGACAUGAAUCCAGAUUUGACAACCCACAUCCUGAAGUCAACAGAACUGAACAUGUCAGGACAGAUCAAGAAAGAACAGAAUCUCUAAGACUUGAAACUGGAAGAAUGGCUGCGAAUAGAUCUGAAGCUAAUCGGCCAAGUAGCUCUGGGAGAUCUGACAUCUCUAAAGUUGACCAAAACAGAUCAGAUUCUAGCAGGAAUGAAGGGAGUAAAACUACAGAGUCUAGCCGUCAUGAAUCAAGUAGAAAUGACUCAAAUCGAUCUGAUUCUGGUCGCCACGAUUCAAAGUCUGACUCUCGCCAUGAUUCCAGGUCAGAGUCAGGUAGACAUGAAUUUAACAGAUAUGAUUCUGGUCGCCAUGAUAGUCGACAUGACCGUAGCCGCGACGAUGGUGGUCGAUAUGACAGGCAUGAUCGGGGAAGAGAUGAUAGCAAUCGCUAUGACAGAAGAGAAAAUCGGAGAGAUUCAAGAUAUGAUAGCCAUUAUGAUGGUGGUAGACAUGACAGUAGGUACGAUGGUGGGCGUUAUGAUAACCAGCAUGAUUCUGGAGGUCGCUAUGAAACUUCAAGAAACGACUCAAGGCACGAUGGUGGUCGGGGCAGUGACAAAGCUCCUUUAAAUAGAGGAGUUGGUACUCGAGAUCUCGAUCGAGGUGGACGGGAUAAUCAAACUAAAACUGAUUCAGGAGGCUCCAACAGACAGUCUGUAGACACAUACAAAAAUACUGGUCCAGGAGAAAUGAAUAACAACAGAAAAGGACGUAUGGAUAUGGGUGGAAAUAUGAACAGAAAUAAUAGAUCCAAAAAUGAUUAUGGAGCUGAUGGUAGAAGAGGAGAUUAUAAUUAUGGCCAAACCCCACCUAGAGAUCAAGGAUUUCCAGGUUCCAUGCCUGGCUUUGAUGGGCAAAGAUUUCCUGACAGACCUUUAGGUCAUCCUGAUUGUCCUCCCUUUGGUGAACCAAAUAUGGGUGAUGAUCCUAAUAUGUUUCAAGGUAAAGAUAAAAUGUAUGAAGAUCCUGACAUGAGUGGAUUACCUAGAGGUCUUUUAGGUGAUGCUCCUCCUGGGUUUUUGCCUGGCCAACCUGGCCCACCACACGACAGUCAAGUCAACUGGGGUGAUGAUGGCUAUGCCAUGAGAGAUGAUCGGAUUCCCGGAGAAAGACUUGAUGAUUUCCGUAAUGAAUGGCAUGAGGAAGAAAUGAAUAUGGGCCCACACUACUCUCAACCUGGUUCUUGGAAUGAUAUGCCUCCAAACCAGCCUCCAUACCACAGAAAUGAUGGCCCACCACCUUUCCCAAGAAACGAGCCCUAUGGAAGGUAUGGCAGCCCAAACAGAAACGAGAGAGGAGGUCCACCUGGUCGAAUGCCAGGAUCACUUAUGGACGAUAGAAAAUAUGGACCUCCUAAUGAAAUGAACUUUGGUUCUGGUGAUUCUGGAAAUAGACGGCCUGGUAAUAUGGAUGAUAAUUCUAUGCGUGGUAUAAAACGUGGGCACUGUGAACCUGAUUUGUUUGUUGAAGUAGUUGGCCUACCUUAUAGUGUUGGCUACCGUGAUGUUCGAAGAUUCUUCUCUGGAUGUACCAUCCCUCGAGAUGGUUUGAAACUUAUCAAUAAUGAAAAGGGGCGGAGAGCUGGCAAUGCAUUUAUCAAAUUUGCUUCUGAGCAAGACACAGCAGAAGCAUUCUCACGUCAUGGAAAUUUCAUGGCAAACCGAUAUAUAGAAAUAUACCGGUGCUCAAUGGAGGAUUUUGAAAAUGCCAUUGAUUCCUUUGUACCGAAAGCAACUCAUGGGCCAACCCAAGCUAAAAUGAUGAAAAGUGAUAAUCUAAAUGAAAACCCUUCAAGGGAUAUGUCUAGUACAAAACCAAAUACAAACAAUGAUAUUCCUCCUCUGGUUAAAUCUAACAAAGAAACAAGUGCAAACGCUGCUGAUAACACAUCGUCUUCAUCAUCAUCAUCUCCUUUCCCAAUUAUUCAAAUCAAAGGUAUUCCUCUUAAUGCAACAAGUGAUGAUAUAGUAAAAUUCUUAAAAGAUGUUCAUAUUUCCAACCCAAGCACAUGUAUUGUAAUCGAACAUGAUUCCCGUGGUAAGAACACUGGUAUUGCAUUUGUUGAAGUAAUGUCUCAGAAAGACUAUGAAGCCUCCCUCACAUACGAUGGACGUCACAUGGGGGGAAGACUUAUUCGUAUUGUUGAAGGGAACAAGAAAGAUAUGUCACUUUUACUAGAGAAAGAGAAAAAAGGGUCAUCAGAAAAAUCUUCCCCUAACAAAAAUCAGAAAGAUGUUUCAAAAGCUGUUGGGAAAACAGAUUCCAAAACUGGCAGUGGUGAUAAAAUGGAAAACAUAGCUUCUAAAAUAUCUGAAGCUAAAGCUCAAGAUAAAAAGUCAUUAUCCAGCAGUAAUGGGAAAAAAAAUGAAACUCUCACAUCACACCCAGUCCCUUAUUAUUGUGUCAGUCUAAAAGGACUUCCUUUUGCAGUAACUACUAACGAAAUUAAAGAAUUUUGUCAGGGUUUAAAUAUUGCACCUCGGGGUAUCCAAAUUGUUUAUGGAAAAGAUGGCCGUACAACUGGGCAGGCUUUUGUGGAAUUUGUAACAAGUACAGACUGUGAAAAAGCUGUUGCUCGUGACAAGAAGUAUGUAGGAAAGCGUUAUGUUAACGUUACUGCAGUUACAAAAGCUGAAAUGAUGGACUGUUUGAAGCAAGCCAGGCAGGCUAAUAUGCAAAACAACACAGAAACUUCUAAUCCUCCUUUUAUGGUUCAUGGUGGUAAACAGUAUGAGUAUGUUAAGGGGGAAAAUUUUCCUCCUUCAGUGUCUAUUGGAGAAAUUCUGAACUUCUUUAGGGGUUAUUACCCAGUGCCUGAGUCAAUUCGUCUCCACUAUGCUGAUGAUGGCAGACCUACUGGUAAUGCUAUGAUAGGAUUUCUUACGAGAGAUGAGGCUUUAAAAGCUAUGGAGGACUUAAAUCAUAAGCUGUGUAGAAAAAAUGUUGUCACAUUGCGUAAGGCAUGAAAAAAGAAAAAAAGAUAAAUUGUGUAGACUGUUUUUCUUGACUCAAUCAAGGACUGAGUACUCAGUUUUCAUGCUUUAUAUCUAUCUUGUUUAUGACUCAAUAUUGUUAGCUAUGAAUUUCUCAGAACAGAACAUUCAGUGCAUAAGGAAACACUUCUGUUUUUUUAUACCAUUUUCCUUUCUAGUUAGGUUUAUCCAAAAUCUAAACCAUUACCUGAAACAAAAGUAAAACUACUUCGAAAUUUCUUAUAUGUUGCCCUUUGGUGGUUCAUAGGAAAUGAUGUGAUCCACCUUUGCAUUAUGUAUGAAACAGUUAAGCAGUUGCAAUUUGGCCUUUUUUUAAUUAUUUUCCUACCUAUUGUUAUCUGAGAUGAUUUUCAAUUCUCUCAAAAUUCCUAGAAUCCUUCAUACAAUCACAAAAAUUUUAGACAAGAAAAAUUAUUGAAUGAAGGGAAUCAAGAGAAAUUUUGAACUGUAUGAGAGCAGCUGUUAUUUACCUUUUUUUUUUAAUAAUGAUAAUUCCUGUUCUGGUAACAGUCUCCUUCGUCUGACUUGGCUGUAGUUGAUGAUGCUACCAAAAUCUAAAUACAGAUUUAUUAUCGAUUCUUACCUUACAUUAAUUACAUUAAAUAUCACUCAGACAAAAUGUGUAUAACAUGUCUGCUAGGGCACUGGUUUUAUUCAUAUAGCUGCUUUUUUUAAUUAUUUAUUUUUAUAAUGUCAAAAGUUUGGUCACCUUUUUUCCUCAACAUUUGUAAAUAAGAUGUCUAUACUGUUGAAAAUAGUAUAAUUAACAUCCUGAUCAUCAGUAUCAUUACCAUUGUCAGUCAUCCUUGUCAUCACCACCAUCAUCAUCAUCUUCAUGUUUAUCAUUUUUCUUGAUCACUUACAUUAUACCAGCUUUAAACAUUCACAAGUCACUGACUGAGCUAACAUAAUAUUGAGUCAUAUCAGGAUAGAAAUUAAAUUUGGAGAAGAGACAAAGACAGUUUAUGGCAUGUUUUUGUUAUAUAUAUAUAUAUAUAUAUAUAUAUAUACACACACACACGAACAUAUAUCAACAAUUCAACAUCACCAUAAAGACUCUCCUUUCCUCUCAUCUUGAAAAUAACCAUCACCAAAAAUGAAUCUAUCAAUAAUCAUUCAAUCAAAAUAGCAUUUUGUGGAGGCGAAAAAUCCCAAACCCAGCUUGAAACUGGUGAAGCUGAGGUGAUAAAUAAAAAAACAGUGAGCGUAUGGAUUGGUAUUUAUGAACUUUGUAACAUAACAUGUGGUAGUAUUUUGAAAAGGACUUGACAGAACAGAAGAGAAAAAAUAUAAUAAUGAAGAAAAAAAUGUUGGUUGUUUUUUUUUUUUAAGAUCUUUGUACCUACCAUUGUUAAAUAUGCAACUUUUUUUUUUUUUUGUAGUAUUUGUAUUUGUCUGAAUUUAUUUUCAGACCCUUCAGUUUUAAAAGGUAUUGUACAGUUUUCCUUUUUUAGAUGUCCUAUCGGUGUUAUGUUUGGUGGCAUACACAGACUUAAAAAAACAACAACAAUAAAUGUAACUGCAAUGAAAAUGAGAAAACAAAAAACAAAUUGCUGGUGUAAAUAAUUGCAUAUUUAUCCAUUAUAAAUUUUGGUACUACAAAAAAAAAAA